This is a messenger RNA of Vigna umbellata (rice bean), 1190 nucleotides long. Its product is annotated as protein E6-like. The record is from RefSeq and is a predicted model, not a curated record. NCBI's taxonomy places the organism in Eukaryota, Viridiplantae, Streptophyta, Magnoliopsida, Fabales, Fabaceae.
AUGCAACCAUAACUUCUCAUCAGCAUAGACCAUCUUCUUUCUGUUGUGUAACCAAUGGCUCAUUCGUCAAACUACAUUUCUUUCCUUCUCUUCACCACCCUUUUCUUGGCUCUUCAAAUCUCUGCAAGAGACAGCCAGUUCUUCAGUAAAGUCUCCCAUUUCGACAACAACAAUGUCAAAGAGACAGAACUUCCCAACAAAGAAGCACCAGAAGCAAGCAAGGUAGAUCAACAACCAGCUUUCGUUCCCGAGACUGAAAACAGCUAUGGCCUGUAUGGUCACGAUGAGUCUAACCAGGUUCCUUCCACCACCACAACAAAAAAUGCCGAUUCUUACACCACCCCAACUUCUUACCACCCCUACAAGACCGAGUUUCAGAACACCAAGUACUUUAACAACGAUGCCUACAACAAUAGGUUCGCGGAAACGAACGACAACAAGAAUUCUUACGAGGGUGACCAAGAUGAGUUAAGCGACACAAAGUACGCUGAACAAGGUUACAACAAUAACUAUCAGAACAACAACCAGAAAUACUACAACAACGAUGCUGCCAGUUACAAAUCCUACGGCAACAACCAGAAAUACUACAACAACGAUGCUGCCAGUUACAAAUCCUACGACAACAACAACAAUCAGAAGUACCAGAAGAGCAAUAAUAAUUAUAAUGGUAACGCUAACAGGUACAAUGGUGAGAAGCAAGGUAUGAGUGACACAAGGUUUUUGGAAGGUGGAAGGUAUUUUCAUGAUAUUUACGCGGAAGAGAACCAUCCUACUAACUACGAUGAUUCAUCCAGGGGAGUGAACAAUAACAACUGGUACAACAACAGAGGUGGAAAUUACAAUGGGUACCAGAACCAGGAGGAGUUUGAAGAUGAACAUGAGAACUUUGAGCCAUGAGCUUCGAUCACUGUCUGAGUGAAGAGCUCACUAUACUUUUGAGUACCACUGUGGGUGUUCUAUGUUUUUAUUGUGCUUUAGAUUCAAGAAAACACAAAGUAACAGUUUACGUUAAUUAUGGGGGACUUUUAUUUUAUUUUUUACUUAGUAGUACUUCUAUUAAGUCCUGUUUAACGAAUUGCAUUGUCUCUGUCAUCAUCAUCUCAAAAUAUAGCGUCAAGUGCAAGAGCAUAAGCAACUUUUUUGCUUAUCACCUAUUAAUAAGUUGUAUAAUGUUACCUAAGCUUGCAUGU